GUCAGUGAUAGGUACCAUACAUGUCAUGACAUGUGUGGAUUCAAUCAGUCAGCAUGGGUAGGUGGGGCAAAACGGUCCGCCGGCGGUCUUAACAAAUACCUCAUCCACCCUCCCCUCCAUGCCAUGCAACCACACCGCACCAGACAAGCCAUGCAGCAGCCAAGUCACGCCAGAAAAAAAAGAGAUGAGAAACUUCGCCACCCCCCCUCCCCACCCCAUCCCCGAACAAAGGCGUAACACAGUCAGUCAGCCAUUCAAUAAGGUGAGGCCCUCACACCCCUCCCCCCAGCUGCCGGCCUUGCGGGGCCAUAGCCCCCAGGAGCACCACCAACACCACCAGCAGCAGCGGCACCCAGCUGCUGUGUGGCCGCUAUGGGUGCCAUCGGUGCCGCCCCGUAUGCAGCGGGCAUCGUGGGGGCGCUUAGCACGGUGGGAGCUACCAUACCUGCCACCACGACACACACACAUACACAUACACAUACACACACGCGCGCAGAGAACGGAAGACUUUCUGUCUCAGCUGGUCGUGCGUGUUUUGGGGGUACCGUACCCGUGGGGCCGCCCACCGGGGGCGCCAUCGGCAUUGGCGGAGCCAUCGAACCUGUCACAGCACACAGACGCGUCGUCAAUCAAUCAAUCCAGUCAGUCCGUCGUGGCAGGCAGUUUUCUCGUCUUCUCUCUCUCUCUCUCUCUCUCUCAUCUCACCGGCAUAGCCGGCAUACGCAACGUUGGGCGGGUAUGCAGCCCCAGCCACAGCAGCAGGAGGGAAGCCCGGCCCGUAUGCCGGCGCGGGGAAGCCCCCAUAGGCCGCGUAGCCGUACCCUCCUCCCAUCCCCAUGCCCAUCCCGUACCCGCCCCCAUAGCCGUCGUAGCUGUAGGCGUCAUACAGAGGGCCACCUGACACACACAGCGAAACCAAGUUGCGGACGUGAUACGCUGUGACUGAGUGUGUUGACUGACCGCGAGGGCGAGGGGCGGCCGAGUAUGGUCCACCGCCCCGGAACUGCGGCUCGUACCAAUCUGACGCACCACAAGACGGAGACAGAGACAGACACACGGAUGGGUGGGUGUUGGUGUGUGGGUGGUGGUGCCCCCCCUACCUCUUUUGAAUCGGUCGUCGUCAAAGGGUCGUCUGCCUCUGGGGCCGGGGGCGUCGCGCGGCACCGCAUGCUUGGCCUCACAUUGCUGAUAUAUGACACACACAGGCAGGCAGAUCCAGACAGACAGACAGACAGAGAGACAGAGAGACAAAGAGUGAGUGAGUUGGUGCCUCGUCCGUGAAUGUGCAAAGACGGUAUGGAUCCAUCAUUCAUGUCACUCAUGAUUCAAGCACGCCCGCCCCGCUUAGCCAUCCAUCCAUUAUUCUGCCGUCGUCUGAGCUCCUUUCUCCAUCUCUUCUCGCCUCGUCUCGUCUCGCCUCGCCUCGCCUCGUCGCUGGAUCGUUUCUCGCUCUAUGGCUCUGCUCGCUGGCUCCCCUCGCUGCCUGCCGUGUGGCUAUCUCGCCAGAAUAAUAGCUCGCCUUUCCUCCUUCCUCAGCCCCAUCUCACCCACCCAUUCACCUUAACCGUGCCCCCCUCGCCACUUGCUGAUAGGGCUGCUUCUGCUGUUGCCUGCUGCUGCUGCUGCUGCUGCUGCUGACGUGAUGAUCAUAACAACGAGACGAUCUGCCGCUGGCUGCUGGCUCGCUCCCUUACUCCUUUCUCCUUUCUCCUUACUCCUUACUCCUUGGCUGUCGUCGUGUUGGCUCUCUCUCUUCUCUGUGACUUGCCUGAACUGAGCUCUUACGAUACUUAUAGAUAGCACGCCCCUCACGACACAUCACAGCACGGCACGGCACAGCACGUCAGACCAUGUAGCAGGGAGAGAGAGCAGGGAGAGAGAGAGAGAGACUGACCGCUCGGCCCUUGAUGGUGUGUGAGCCACACGCGGCCUCCGCGUGGUCAGGGUUCUCAAAGACAAUGAAACCAAAACCUUCAUGUCGACCACACCACGCCAGACCAUAUCAUAUCAUAGCAUCACACGCACCCCCGCCAUACAGACACGCAGGCAGGCAGACACACAACCAACACACGACACACAUGGGUGUGUCCUUCCUUGUCUGUCUGACUGACUGACAGUCUCUCUCUCUGUGAGAGGAGAGAGGUGUGCAUACCUCUGGGCCGGUGGUUGGUCUUGUCAUACGCCAGGACAGCGUCCUUCACCUUGCCGUAACGACGCUCGAAAUAGCCCCGAAACUCCUCUGCACAUACACACACAUGACAUCACACACAGACACUCUCUCCCUCUCUCUCUGUCCUGUGCGUGUGUGGAUUGGAUUGGACUGCCCACCUUCCUGCAGGUCUUCGGGCAGUCCGCCAACGAAGAGCUUGCAUGGGUUGUUGACGCUAUCGUGCGGAGCGGCCUGGCGGGCCUCAUCACGGGGCAACGCGCGGCGGCACUCGACCUUCAUAUCAUCCACACCACACCACACACCAUAGAAAGGACAAGUCUCUCUCACACACGUCUGGUUGUCGUACCAGGACGCCGUCAAUCUUGUGUCUGUCGAUCAUGGCAUGCUCGACCGCCUUGGUGUCGACAAAGGUGACGAAGCCGAACCCCCGACUGCGGCCGACGCGCCGGUCCAUCACCACCGCGCAGUCAGCUAUCUCGCCGUACUUGGAGAAAUGCUCACGCAAACCUGGCAGACACACCCGAACGGAACGUGGCGUGGCACAGGCACCAGGCACAGGCAGGCAGGUCAGUGGUCUGUCUGUCUGGUGGGUGUCCUGAAUGUCAGCAUCCGCAUACAGCUCACCUUCUGAUGAGGUUUCCUGCCCGAGCCCGCCUAUAAACAUCUUGGAGGGGUUCUUGUUCAGGUCAUCCAUCACCAUUUUGCCUACGUACGGCCCUCCGCAGUUUUCC
This is a messenger RNA of Vitrella brassicaformis, 2901 nucleotides long. Lineage: Eukaryota; Vitrellaceae. The record is from the annotation of a GenBank genome assembly.